GGUACACAGGGGGAUGAUUGAUUACUGGCAAAACGGCCCUUUUGUUAUAUUUAAUGGAAUAUUUCCAAAUCAAAAUUUAAUUACGUUUUAUUCUUCUUAAAAAAUAAAGUUUAUUAAAUUCGUGAACAGUAAAAAAAUAAAUGAUUCUUAUUGCUCAAUUAGUGGCCAAAUGAAACUAUUCUGAACAUAGAAAUUUCGUAAAAAGGCUGACUACUGGUGCCUUUACCCUACAAAUGUGGAGACAGAAGUGGAAUUCAUAUUCGUCCGAGUUUUCUAUUAAGAGAAUGUCCCCUCGAAUCGAAGUGUAUAAACGCUAAACCUAGAUUGAGCAAGUAUUUUCUAUAACAAGAUGUAUUUAUUCACAAAGAUAUCUUGGACUUUUUGUGUAAAAUUUAAUAAGCUUUAAUGUUGUGUCUUACACCAUAUUUUCCUAGAUUGACGUAGAUUAAGAGUACAAUGCGAAUUUCUCCAGGAUGGUACACAUUUUUCAAGAUGGCUGCGAUUCUUCGAGGUCCCCAAAUGUCAAAUGGUGUGGACAUGAAAAAGGGGCAUUUAAUUUACAUACAUACCAAAUUUCAGGACUGUUCCAGAAAUUUCGAGGUUUGUUCUAUUCCGAUUGUGCUAUACAUGAAUUUCAUUACUGCUGUGUAUGCAUUUUAUCCACCCACCCUGUCAUUCUAAUACGUUUUAAUAAAAGCGCCCUCUUGUGGGUUUUGCUCGUACCUUAUUGAACAUUACACAGAUACGCGAAGUUCGCUGACAUGGCCCAGAUGGCGACACUGAAACCGGAUGCUAAUGACCAAAAUAGUAUCUUUAAAAUAUAUAUUCCAUUAUUUAUUUUAUUAAACUACCUUCAGUAUAUGUCAAAAAAUGUGCUUUUGUAAAAGUUAAUUACUAUUGUUUUAACCAAUGAAAACAUUCAGUAUCGGUUUGCUAUUCAACUCAUAAAGAAUGACCUACAUUCGGAGCCCUUGUGAAAGGAUUGUGCAAUAGAAACGGUCAUUUAUUACACAACGCAGCGUAUUCAUAAGCAAACCGAGUAAUUUUACCUGUAUUAUACAUUGCCUUUAAGUUACAAUGAAUAUGAUAAAACAAAAUUAAUAUAUACUUUUUUUAUAAUACCCUUAGUAAUAAAAACAACAAAUACAUUUUACUGUUAAUACAAAGACUUAUAUUUAUUAUUCCUGAUUUACAAUCUUUUUCUUGUAAAUAGGUCAUGACACACUUUUGAUCAAAAUUAGGUUAAUUUCCUACUGCCCUUUACCGAUUUAUUUCAAUGUCAGUCAUGAGUACGGUAGCUCCAUUGAAUUGUAUCAAGUUAUGUCGGAAUACCAAAGUAUAAGUGAAGUGCCCCAGAGACCUACAUUUCGUUUAUAAGCGAUUUUAAAACAUAUAAUAUACUGUUUUACGCUGUGAGUGAAAUAUAUAAAUUACUUAGAUAUAAUUCGGUGGCCUCGUUGUGUCGUUCUUUUACGAUGCACGAAGACGCUCCAAAAAUGAGUGUUACGCAGAGUUUGGCCGCCUCAACGAGCCAGCCGAAAAGCGAGCUCGUGUCGGAAGUGCCAGUGGAGUACGACAUUAUGAGCUCCACAGACGCCAAACCGCCGGAGCAUUUAGAUAUAGACAUUCAGGUCGCGUAUGUGGACCCUUCUACCGGCGCCGGCGGCGAGGCUGGGGCUUACCUCCCGGCGACCGGGGCGGUGUGCGACCAGACCGACACCAAGGAUGUCAUCGAAGAACUAUGUCCCGUGUGCGGAGACAAAGUCAGUGGAUACCACUAUGGCCUGCUCACAUGCGAGUCAUGUAAAGGAUUUUUCAAGCGGACCGUACAAAAUAAGAAGGUGUACACAUGCGUCGCAGAACGAGCAUGUCAUAUAGACAAGACACAGAGGAAACGCUGUCCGUUUUGCCGAUUUCAGAAGUGUCUGGAUGUUGGCAUGAAACUUGAAGCUGUUCGAGCAGACCGUAUGCGGGGAGGGCGAAACAAAUUUGGCCCUAUGUACAAACGAGACCGCGCUCGCAAGCUUCAAAUGAUGCGACAGAGGCAGAUAGCAGUGCAAACACUGCGAGGAUCGAUCGGAGACGGUAGCCUCGUACUAGGCUUCGGCUCUCCCUACGCGUCAGUGCCAGUGAAGCAGGAGAUUCAGAUACCGCAGGUGUCAUCGCUGACGUCGUCGCCGGAGUCGUCGCCGGGCCCGGCGCUGCUGGCCGCGCAGCCGCAGCCGCAGCAGCCGCCGCCGCCUCCCGCGCACGACAAGUGGGAGGCGCACUCGCCACACUCAGCGUCGCCUGACGCCUUCGCCUUCGACGCUCCCGCCACCAACGCCGCCACGCCCUCCAGCACCGCCGAGCCCACGAGCACGGAAACCCUGCGAGUCUCGCCCAUGAUCCGCGAAUUCGUCCAGACGAUUGACGACCGCGAGUGGCAGAACUCACUCUUCGGACUCUUGCAGAGCCAAACUUAUAACCAGUGCGAAGUUGAUCUCUUCGAGUUAAUGUGUAAAGUGCUGGACCAAAACUUGUUCUCUCAAGUGGACUGGGCGCGAAACACCGUGUUCUUUAAGUAUUUAAAGGUUGACGAUCAAAUGAAGCUGCUACAGAACUCGUGGUCGGAUAUGCUGGUGCUGGACCACUUGCACCAGCGCAUGCACAACGGGCUGCCGGACGAGACGACGCUGCACAACGGCCAGAAGUUCGACCUCAUCUGCUUGGGGCUGCUAGGAGUGCCCGCGCUGGCCGACCAUUUCAACGAGCUGCAGAACAAACUGGCCGAACUCAAAUUCGACGUUCCAGACUACAUCUGUGUUAAAUUCCUACUUCUGCUUAAUCCCGACGUGAGGGGCAUCGUGAACGUCAAGUGCGUUCGUGAUGGCUACCAGACGGUGCAAGCAGCGCUUCUAGAUUACACGCUCACCUGCUAUCCAAAUAUACAGGACAAGUUCGGCAAGCUGGUGACCGUGGUGCCGGAGAUCCACGCGCUGGCGUCGCGCGGCGAGGAGCACCUGUAUCAGCGGCACUGCGCGGGCCAGGCGCCCACGCAGACGCUACUCAUGGAGAUGCUCCACGCGAAACGCAAGCCGAACGGAGGCGAUAUGGUUAACCGGAGUGCCGAGCACACGUCGACCCUAGACCGAUUGUGCGGUUUCCUGCCAAGCGACGCCAUUGAGCCGCAUUCGCCCAUUUAGAAUCUUGAAGUCCCAGUGAAGGGUAAGGUUAAGACCGAAGAAGCGCCAAGCGCCCCGACACCACAUCAGAUAUAACGUUGUUCGACAAACUUUACUUAUUAACUUAGCUUUAGUUUGUAAUUUGGUGUGUGAUUAAAUAAGUUAUUGCGCUGAGCGCCGGCCGGUCGGUGCGGCGCGUGCCUAGUCCGAAUACAUAAAACAAAUAUUUAUCUACCUAAUAUCUAUAUAACAUGAAUACAGUAAUAUUUAUUUUACAAUAUGUCGUCUUAAUUCAAAUGUGAAUCCAAAUUAUAAUCAGCAAAUUAUACGCUCGGCCAUUUAGAUGUAGCGAAACUAUGGUCAGACGAAUUCUUAAGCCAAGCCAAAUAAUACAAAUAUUGUUCUUGCCUCUUGCGUUUCCUUGGUUGUUUGCUUACAUUUAAUGGCACAACAGUCGGGUAUCAAGCCGGCCGGAUCCAGUAAAAACAAGACAAGUCUGUCAUUGAAGACACUAAAAUAUUGGCUCUAGACUAGACUCAAUAAGUCAAGGUUUGGCCAGCUGAGUUCAUCAACUAUAAUCUUGCCAGAUGCGUGGUGACUCGCAGGGAGUAUGUGGUUUACCACCGAAAUAGGCUAAAGUCAGCCACCUGAAGGCGCAUAAUUCUCAUGAACGCUGCUCUUACGAAUCCUUUAGAGCAUUAUCCUUAAUCAGAUUCCACGAUUAACCGUACAUGCAAUUUAAGUAAACGCAACGCAUGAAUAAGAAUAAUGAAGAGAUUUGUGUAACUUCUGGGUCAAAUACGAAAUAAUUCUAGUGUAUCGAUGGCUUGGCUUCUUUAGCAUAUUCACUAAAAAUAUUUUAUAUUGUAAAUACAUGUCUUAACUGUAGAUUCUUUGGACUUUGUUGCUUAGUGAAGAGAAAUAUUACAUACAUAUUUUAGGAAAGCGUCUGUGAUUAUAAACGAAGAAAUUUGAUGAAAAACCGUUUUUAAUGUUAGUUGAAAAAUAUGUAUAAUAAUAGUUGUUAGUUUUAUUACGGUAACUAUAGUACGAGCAUGUUUGGUUUUACGCGCUACUGCUAGCGCCGCCUUUUCAUCUAUUGUUCAACAUUAUAAAUACACAAUGAAUUGAUUAUUUUAGUAAUUUUGAAGCACUUAACAAGUAGUAAAGUGUGUGUUCUAUGGUGAUAUAUUGUAUAGCUCACGCGGUCAGCACGACGUAGCACGUCGGCGGACCGCGCCGACAAGCCCGCGCCAGCGCGGCGGCUUUUAGGAUUCACUAUUGCAGAUUUUAUUGAGAGUUGGCAUGUAACAUUUUAAAAGUUUUAUUCUAACUAUAAGACCAAUUGUGCAAAGUUAAAUUCGUGUUUAAAAUUAACCCUCAAAUAUUUAUAUUUGUUGUAUUAUAAUGUCAAAUUAUGUUUAUCGGCCAUACCAGUACAAAUUAUAAUCCUUGUUAAAACUAACUAGCACAUUUACAGUGAUUAAAUAUACUUAUACUAUUAUAAAUUAUGUAAAUUAACCUUCAUCGUACCUACUGAAAGAAGCCUUAAAAAUCAUAGAUUUUUAAAAGAUAAUAUGGGUACUAGUUUCUACUGGCCAACGGCCAAGGAAAAUGAUGUAUUUUUAUAAAAAAUAUUGUUCUUUAUUAACAUAUAAAAUAUGUUAAAAUGAAAGUACAUUAUUUCGUAUUUUUCUAUCAUAUAGUAGUGUACGUAAAGAAAUUAAAUGAUCAAUCUGUAAGUGAAAGUGGUUAUAUAUAAUAUUGUUAUCACUGUGUAUUAUGUAGGUACCUGCGCUGCAAUUUCUUUUGGGAUCUUUUAUUUUUGUAACAUAAGGUUAGUAGAGCGACGGGCGCCGCGCCCCGCCCGGGCGGCACCCGCCGCGACGGGUCGCGGCAGCCGCCGCAGCGCGCGCCUCUGUGCGUCGUGUCUAGUUCGGAUGAAUUAAUUAAUCGAAAAUGUGAUUGACGGUUUGUGUAAGUAAAUGUUAAUAUUAUAUACCUAUAUUAUAGUGUCAUUGCACCAAGUGCGACGGUACCGUAAGCCGCAUCAACGAGUAGUAGAUUAGUACAUGUUGGGUAAUAUUAUUUUCAUAUUUGACUUUGCGGCUCUUAUAUAAAAUUAUUGCACCGUGUUUUAUAUUUAAUACCGUCCAGUGAACACUGUAAAUUUAUUCUCAUGACAUAUUUUAGAGAUUUAUUUGAGUUUAGUAAUAGCGAAAAUUUAAGUAAUGAUCCAGUGGUAAUAAACGGACCGACAGGAACAUUUCGGAAAUCUAUUCAUUAGCUACAGUUUUUCGCACACGUUUUAUUCACGAGCAUUAAAUACUGCUUCCGUCUUAGCCUUAGUAGUAUCAGAUAUAGUAAAAACAUAGCAUACAUUGCAAAACAGUGGCACAUAGAAUGGUUUAACGAACAAUUGGGGUUUUUAUAAUGUUUGUGACACAAUACGAAGAGUUCCUCUCGAUCCGUCGUACAACCUGGCCGCCCGAGACAGAGUGCGACACUGCACUAUCUCAUAAUUAGUGAUACCUACUGGUCCGAGUCACCUUGCUAAUAAUUUAGUUUGCAGCAGAACAAUAGUUACCACCUAUUGUUGAUAUAUGUUAGACAUAUAUACACAUAGCAACCCGACAAGUACUGUAUGAAGGGUAGUACCUGCUUUAAAGUAACUGUUAAAAAAAAGUUCCUUCUAAUGUUGUUGUGGUAAUUUUAUUACAAAAACAUUACCUCCUGUGUCAUUGAACAACCGAAUAAUAUUUUAUUGUAUGUAGGUAUAUCGCAUAAAAGUUUUGCAAGUUUGUAAGUUACGUCGCACGUUUGUUGAACGUCCAUCCCCACUUGUAACCACGUACGAUCAGUUUCAGUUAUCGUGUAGCUCUUCUAUUACUAACACUCUGCUAGCGGUUAGUCAUGUUUUUAUAGAUGCUUUAUCAUUUUAUAUUCCGUAUUCCUUUUUUUUUUUUAUUAUCAUUUAAUUAUCAUGUAAUAGGUUCAGGGAAGUUUUGAUUAGUGAAGGGAUUCUUAUAUCCAGUUUUGAUCUGCAACCAGCAGGGGCUGGGCCGAUGUAAUCUGUGAUGGUAUAUUUAUGGUAUAGUGCAAUAGGCGUUGCGGCUCUUGCCUGGCUAGAUGAAUGGGAUACUCCUAAGCUGUGCCGAGCCUGUCCGGGCUGGGUACUUAUGGUAUAGACGCCCGACUGACUCUAAAGUUCACUAGCUCUCCUACCUUCUUGAAUAAAAUAUCUACUUUCAAACCAUUUAUACCACAAUUUUUGAUUCCUGUGCUGUUUAUUUAAUUUUACCGAAUAUGUUACCAUUUAUACAGUAUUUAUUUGUACGUGAUUUUGCAGUUUAAUAUUUAACGUAACAGUAUUAAUGUUUUAUACCAGAUAUAUUCCGUGUACCGCGCUAAUACGGGGAAUCAAGUAUUGUUGUAUCGUGAGUGAUGACUGCCAUAUAAAGUACAGUUCAAGAGAAAUCUAAUUACCAGCAUAUACCUAGUUGAUCUUACAUAUGUUAGGAAAUAUAUAACAUGAUUUAAGACUAUUAUAUGUAAUAUCUAGGUACCUUCUAUUUUGAAAGGAGUUUUAGUGAGACAGUUUGUAAUAACUUAUGUUCCGGUGUAAAGUGAUAUGACACGAGCAGAUCGGGGUAGCGCGGAGCUGUACAAGCCUCGGAGCGACACACGCUUUUUACAGGGAUAGACCAGUGGAACUUGUUUUAUAAUUAUAUUUUAAUAUAAUUGCCAUGUUUUAUUGUGUCGAUCCGAAACGCGCGUAAAUCAUACAUAGGUACCGACGGUACGGUACUCGGGUGUCUAAUCUACGCGACAAUCUUGCGUUGGCUCCGAGACCCACGAGUUUUGGGUACAAACAUGUAUGUUUUUGUGAUAUUAUAAAAUCGCGUGUUGUUGUUACUUUAAACGUGAAAUGCAUGGUGAAGUGCAUGGUUACAGAGUGGCGUGCCAUUAGUUAGGUAAUUGUACAGGGUUCGCGACAGUGUUGGUCGGGAGACGCCCUUCCAUUCUCCACAAGUACAAUAUUUCUGUUUUCUCGAUGGAACUACUAAUUUAGACAAUAAACGGUUCAACAAUAAGGUGCCAGUGUUCAUAAGUUAAUUUUAGCUUCAGUUAGUCAGUUAAAUCGCUAUUUCACUUUUUGUUAUCUGCUUAUUUUUAUCGACAACAAUUUCAUUAUUGAGUAAGAGUUAUUCUAUACAUAUAAACAUUAAACCUACUAUUUACUUUUUAAAGUUAGGUUGUAAUAUAUAGAUUAAAGUUGUAUUUUAAUGUCUGUGUAAGGAAUAUCUAUAUUUAUAAAAUACAAAGUAAGUACAUAUUUGAAAAUAUACACUUGAUGUGUUAUAAAUGUACAUUUGAGUUGAGUUGUAAGCGAUGAGUGGUCAGGCGGAGUCGCUUCGCUCAGAUUCGGCGACGACACGUGCGCGUGCGCGUCGCACACAUUCCAAAAUAACGCUAAUGGUAACGCUACAUGAGGCGAUCCAAUUUGUAAGUUAACCACUUUGUUGUUCAUUAACGAUAAGUUAGAUUUAAUCUCAGUCGAUGUGUUGUUUAACUUUAAUCUGUGUAUAGUAUUCUCUCGGUUAAGUUUUUGUGAGGACGUGAAUUUGAGCGAAUUGACAUGCCGUUGCCUGGAGGGUUCAUAUUAGCUAAUAAGUCUUUUAAGGACCUAAGCAUUCAUUUCUGUUGCACCUAACUUUAUUUUGCGAGCCUGUAAGUCCUGAUCCAUGAAUAUUGUAAAUAUAGUUAGGUCAACGUAAACAGUUUUACUCGAGCUAUUAAAAGGUUAUUUUAUUGUUGAUUCUGAUUAUUCUGAAUAAUGGGCUAAAGGAUACCAAUGCAAUUCGCAUUUGCUGUUAGUGUGUUAAAAUUGUUCUACUUGAUGCGAUACAGUAUACGGCUGUUUACGUGUCACUGUGGUCUGAGGGCGAGGAACGCACCUCGCAACUCGGCGGCCCAGCCGCUCGACGUAUCAUAAUAUACAUAAGUACACCUCUAAGUUACGCCAUACUGGCUUGUUGUAAGGCUGACGCAUUCUGACUGAACGUAGGCGAUGUGAUCGCUGUUGUUGUGGCUUCAAAACGGAAUGUAGCAUCACACUAUUUUGUCUAAGCAUCACUAUUACCUUGUUAAUUCAAACAUAUGCCUUUAUUAAAAUAAUUAUCCACGGGCGUGAUACACAUUACUCAAUACAGUUUGUAAAUAUACUCUUAAAUGAACGCUCGUUCGGUAAUGAAUCUAUGCCCAUUAUUUGCCAUAGAUGUCAAAUAUUUGAUACCAAAACUAUAUUUGUGUUCGAUUGACAGGUAGGAAACUAAUGCUAUUUCCUUGUCAUUCUUUAGGUACAUUUUUUUAUUUUUUACUGUUAUUUAAAGUUUAUAUUUAUUGUGCUCUUAAGCUCUUCUUUCCAACGCGAAUAAGAAAUAUUUAAUAGAAAACAUACACAUAGAUUCUAGUUUUAACAGUGGUUACUUCCCGUCUGCGGACUUAAGACGACUUACCUAGUAGUAUAAUUUUGAAUUUAAAGUACGUUUUGAUGUCACUGCAAUACACUUUCAGUUAGAGUGGAUUCGCCGGGAUAAAGUACUAUAGCCACGCUACACUGUGUCAUUACCUCACAUUACGUCUUUUAUACCAUUAUAAGGUAAAAUAGUUAAUGUUGUCACUAAAUCUUUAAACUUAUUUUAAUUGUAAAUUUUGUUUAGAGAUGUCUAAGUUUGUAAUUGUAAACACGACCUAUUUUUAGUCGGCAACAUAGAUACAUGUAAAGCGGCGCGCCGUUUGGGCUGUGUGUCGCUGUGUAUUUAUUUCCAUGGUGAUCAAGAAACAUUGUGAGACGCUCGCGCGCGCCGGCGGCGGGAGCCACGCUCUCGCCGCCCGCACCGCCCGUUAUUGUAGAAAUAAAUGAUAUUUUCGUUUACA
Cydia pomonella (codling moth) is the source of this 9104-nucleotide messenger RNA. It is a transcript of the gene ftz-f1, whose product is annotated as nuclear hormone receptor FTZ-F1. Bases 1476 to 3185 code for a protein of 569 amino acids. Gene Ontology annotation, molecular function: nuclear receptor activity; zinc ion binding; RNA polymerase II cis-regulatory region sequence-specific DNA binding. Lineage: Eukaryota; Metazoa; Arthropoda; Insecta; Lepidoptera; Tortricidae. The record is from RefSeq and is a predicted model, not a curated record. The transcript has 9 exons. Gene Ontology annotation, cellular component: RNA polymerase II transcription regulator complex. Gene Ontology annotation, biological process: hormone-mediated signaling pathway; tissue development; regulation of transcription by RNA polymerase II.